Messenger RNA from Oryzias latipes (Japanese medaka), 1499 nucleotides. RefSeq lists its product as uncharacterized. NCBI's taxonomy places the organism in Eukaryota, Metazoa, Chordata, Actinopteri, Beloniformes, Adrianichthyidae. The record is from RefSeq and is a predicted model, not a curated record.
CUAAGCCGUGUUUCCGGUGCGGAGAAGAGGAAGAGUGGAGCCGGAAGCGCUAGAAGCGGCUGUGAGUGAGGAGGAAGCAGAAAUGUUCAUAUCUCAGAUGCUGCAAUAAGCAAGGAUUUUUUUCGAUGUAUUUUCUUAGCAAAUAAACAAAAAUCCUCAUGGGCCAGCUCCUCUCAUCAGCAGAAGAGCUCUCCCAGCUGAAGGAUGCUCUAGCCUCCGUCCUCUAUGAAGCCAUGUUGGGAGCCGGCGCCGGACCUGACCUCAGAGUCGUCCAUCCUCUCAUGUUAGCCAAUCAGGAUGAGUGCUUUGCCUCCCAGGUUGGCCUCAUGGAGCAGCUCCAACAGUUGCAGGGUACUGUUGAGCAGCGUGCUCCCACCUACCUAAAGGAUCUAAUUGGCCGACUGUCGACAUUCUCUGAUGAACCUCGCCUGGCGGGCUUGUUGGGAUUAGUGAUCGCCAUGGUGAUGGAUAUAGUCUACACGACUUCUAAACAGUCAUCAGGAGGAAAAGGAAAGCCAGUGGGUUCCUCAUCAUCUCAGCAGAGAAUCUGGGAGCUUCAGGAGGUGAUGGAGGAGCACCUGAAGCGUUGCAGGAUCAACCUGACCGAUAAGAACAGGCUGAUCCAGGACUUCCUCAGACUCGAGGCCCAGUUCAGCCUCAUCCUCACCCAGCUGAAGACCUGUCUUCUUGGGGGGGAUUGCAGUUCAAGUUCUCUGAGACACUGGGCCAGCGGAGCCAUCUUUCACACCCAGAUGUUGAUCCAUCUCGCCCGCCUUGAGGGCAAGGCUGAGCCAUUCUCUGCAAGGGCAGCGCUGGAGCAGUACAGAGAGGACCUUGCGCAGAUCAUACCUGCCUACAGGCGGUACAAGUCCAGAACAAUCAGUGUAAUCAAAUGUAGAGGAGGACUUGUAGCCCAAUCUGACUCCCCGUGUGAGGUGCCUGAAGAGGGAGCUAUGACUGGACUCACUAUGGUGGAUAAAGAAACAGGAAGCAGCGUGACCAUCCCUCUCUCCCUCUUGGAGGCGAAAACAGGGCAAAGAUCUUCACCUGAUCAGAUCUCCACAACUGCCUCUCCCCAAGUGAACCUGGACCUCAUCACCUCAGAUCAGUACGCUCAGGCAUACCUGGACCGCCUGUUCUCGGCGGGGGGACCUGUGUCAGAGUUGGAAGACUUUUUUGCAAAAGCGUGUGCAAAGCUGCAGAGUACCGAGCUCGUGUGUAAACAAGCUGAGGGAGUUCCUCCUAAAGGGAAUGCAGAGGGAAGAAGUGAGAAGCAACAAGUUAACGUGAUGAAAGUGGAAAACACAGAGGAGUCCAGCCAGACUAAUACAAGCUUGAAACUGAGUAUUGUUGAGACCCAACCUCAGCAAAGCCUCCAUCAUGAUUCAGCAUGUGCGUAAAAAUACAAAAAUGACAGUUCUACACUAAAAACAAUUAAAAAGAUGCAGUAAAAAUGUCACUGUUAUUCAUGAUUUAUUCAAAUAAACGUGUUAACAUUA